This is a messenger RNA of Esox lucius (northern pike), 3301 nucleotides long. Its product is annotated as BTB/POZ domain-containing protein 17. The record is from RefSeq and is a predicted model, not a curated record. NCBI's taxonomy places the organism in Eukaryota, Metazoa, Chordata, Actinopteri, Esociformes, Esocidae. Gene Ontology annotation, molecular function: protein binding. The coding region runs from base 144 to 1631 and encodes 495 amino acids. The transcript is spliced from 3 exons.
AGUUAGGGUGCCACAACGGGACAACCCACACCUUGCAUACACAUUCUUACACACCCGCACGCACACAGCAAAUACAUUACAAGCCACAAGGGGAAGACGAAGAGAGUGAAACUGAAAAACGAAGGAUCAGAGAAGAGAGAGAUAUGGCACACAAAACAGGAAUCCCUGUCCGGGUCUAUCUGGGCACCUUACUUGCUACUCUCUGUCUCCACCCCAUCACCGUCGGAGGAGUUGACCAGCUGUUGAACAAGAUCCCUUCAUCUUCUCUUCCUGCAGCCGCAUUGAAGCUGGAGGUGGCACUGGACAAUGGAGCCACAACUCUGAACCACUCGAUGGCAAUGGUGCAACGCAUGGAGGCCCUGCUGGCCCAGGGCAAUGGCAGUGACGUGGCCCUCCGAGUGCAGACGGUAAACACAGAUGAGGUGAAGGUGAUCCAGGCACACACCCUGGUGCUCACUCUGCAGAGCGACGUGUUUGAAGAAUUGCUGCUCAGUCGUAACACCAGCACUGUGGUCCUGAGAGAGCCUGCUGACUGUGCAGCAGUCUUUGACAAGUUUAUCAGGUAUCUCUACUGCGGUGACAUCUCUGUGCGUCUGGACCAGGCAAUCCCUUUGCACAAGCUGGCCAGCAAGUACCAUGUGUGGAGCCUCCAGCAGGGACUGAACCAGUACAUGACGGGACACCUGUCCAGUGACUCUCCAACGGGCCACGUGGUGAGCUGGUAUCAGUACGCCAUGCAGAUCGGUGACAUGAAUUUGAGGGACAGCUGCCUUCAGUAUCUCUCCUGGAACCUGUCGUCGGUGUUGCAGAGUGGCGAGUGGGGCUCCAUCAGCGACGACCUGCUGCUAUCCCUGCUGCAGCGCUCCGACCUCAUUCUGCAGAGUGAGCUGGAGCUCUUUGAGGCCUUGGAGUCUUGGAUUGGCCAGAACCAGCCGGCCAGCAUGACGGUGGAGAAUGCCCUGAAGCAAGUGCGCUAUGGGAUGAUCCCACCGCAGCACCUGUUUCGCCUGCAGAAGCAGUCACCGCUCAUGUUAAAGUAUUAUGAGUCCAUCCGCGACCUGCUAUUCCUGGCCUUCCAGUUCCACUCGGCAUCCCCCGUCCAGCUGGCUAAAUACUUUGAUGUCAACUGCAGCAUCUUCACUCCGCGCAACUAUUUGUCACUGUCGUGGGGCUCGCCAUGGGUUAUAAACAACCCUACACGUGACGACCGCAGUUUCAGCUUCCAGACACAGCUUGGCCCCAGUGGGAGUGAUGCCAGCAAGCGGGUGACCUGGAACGCUCUGUUCUCCCCACGCUGGCUCCCGCUCACUGUGCGCUCCACCUUCACUAAUGAGAUGCAGGCUACACGCACCGAUAGUGGCCGUCCACGCAUCAUCGUCACCCCGGCCACUUCAAGCCCCGACUUUGCCGGUGUAAGCUUCCAGAAGACAGUGAUUGUGAUGGCAAGACAGGGAGGGAAAAUGGUGGUCCGCCACGUCUACAACUUCCACCAGAGCACUGAGGAGGCUGGGGAUUUCCUGGUGGAUGCCGACCUUCAACGCCGGGCGUCCGAGUACCUCAUCGACAGCUCCCUCUAUCUGCACGUUGUGGUAAAGCCCCUCUACCAUAGCCUCAUCGUGGCCAGGAAGUAAGCCUUAGGCCAAGAUGUUGUCGUUGCCUCAAUAACCAACCAUUCACUAAAUUAGGUAUAUGGUACAAGAUUAUGAAAACAAAGAUUUUGACUUAAUUUAGGUACAAGGGAUAAGGUAAGCAGUGUGUUAGGGCUAGGUUUAAAAUUAGAUUUAAAGUACAUAAGUUAUCAAAAAAAGACUGGGUUUUUUACUUUGAAACUUGUCCACAUAGAGACGAUCAUAACCACCAGUGUUCUCCUCGUCGUCCCCGAGCCUGCAAAGUCACACAGGCAAACCACUAUUCCUAGCAACACACUCAUAUCGUAACACCUGUUUUUGGCCUGGUAUUGGGCACCUCUGUUCAACAUAAGUAAACGGUGCUUUUAGCAGUAGUGGUUAAAUUUGUCUUCCAUCUGUUUUAGCUUUAAAAAAGGUGUCUAUUGCCAGGUUUAACUGUCUUGGACCUACAGUGCCAUCAGAAAGUAUUCGGAACCCCUUGCUGUCAUUACAUUAUUAGGCUAAAGACUUUAUUUAUAUUAAUGAAUGGUUUUUGCCAUCAAUCUACACACAAUACCCAAUAAAGGGGAUCAGGUUUUAUUAAAAUACAUCAAUGUAUUAUGCUUCCCUCAUCCUUCCCUCAAACCUGACCAGUCUCUCAGUCCUUGCCGCUGAGAAUCUUCCCCAUUGCAUGAUGUUCCCACCACCACCAAGCUCUCCUAUGUCUUCAGAGAAACUCAGAAGCUGUAUAGGAGUGGCUGUUGUGUUUUUGGUCAGCUACUUGAACAUUUCAAAGCUUUUUUUCGCUUAGUCGUUGUUUGGUAUUCUGUGUUGAUUGAUUGAAAAAUAAAAAUAAAUCUUAAUUAAGUCUACAACAAAAUAAUCACAAAAAACUGUGGAGAAAGUGAAGGGAUCUCAAUAUUUUCUGAAGGCACUGCAUUACAAUCAAUGCUUAAAAUGAAAGACUAUGAGAGAAAAUCUCACCAAAUUGUUUCCUACCCCAAAACACCGUAGUGGAAAACCCAUCAAUGUACUCUAUUAUUUGGAAUAUUUAUGUACAUUCUUGGCCAUUUCCUUGAUUGUCCCCGAUUAUUAUUAAAGGUGUAUUCUCAUCACAUGUUUAAUUAUAUGAUGGUAUCUACAUAGGUAUAUUGCAACUAAUUGCUUUUUACAUCACUGUCCAUAUUUGGUAUUGUUUUCAUCAGCCAAACUUUCACUUUUUUGGUGCUAACCAAACCCUGCAGGAUCAAGUGAAGCUUAUUUAAUUUCUUUGUAGAUUUACUUCACACCAUAUGUACUGUACAAGACAAAGAACAUGCAUACAAUUAGUUAUAAUUACACAUAUGUUUACACGCCUAAAUGUUAUCGCCAUGCUCAGUGACCAGCGACCAGCAAAAGAACAUACCAGUGUUUCUUCAGAAACCAUUGAGCUAUGAGUUAUUACCCUACUAUUCUUUACAAGAUGGGGUGUAGUUCUACUGUAUCUUUAACUUUAACAAAGUUUUAGUCCUAUUAGAACAGCUGUUUUGUGAGUAGUGCUAAUAUAAUUCAUUAUGCACAGGCUUAUGAGUGACAUUACAUUUUAGGGUUUUGAUGGUGAGGGGUCUUUUGAAUUUAACAGUUAUUGGUUUGUGUAGCUAUUUCUCUAUGUCAUUUUCCUAGAUCCUGAAAUAAAAACUAUAUUUUCCCCAGUC